UUUCUACAAACACCGUAGCGAAUCGUGCAAUUUCCUUCUCUUCCUCUGAAGCUCGCUUUUCUUUGCUUUGUCUCUCUCUUUCGAAAUGGAUUGAUUCAUACACAAUUUUCACUCUCUUUCUUCCAUUUUCUGUCUCUUUCUCGACCAACAAACACUCUUUUUUUUUUUUUUUUUCCCUCUCUCUCUCUCUCUCUCUAGGGUUUCGUAAACAGGGGCUUCCCAGUUGUUAGGAAAAAGGAGAUAGUAUUUUAGACGAAUACAGAAAUUGUAGGGUUUUCUUCGGACUUUUUUUCACGCUGCAAAUAAAAAGAAGCUUGUUUCGGGUUUUUGUGAUCGUGGAAGUCGUAAUUUCAUUUUCGGCGAAGGAUUAGAACCUCUCUGUUAGUCUUCGGCCAUGGUGGAUCGUCUUUAAGCUCGGGACUGUCCGUCGAUUGCAUUUGCUUAAAGGUUGUAACAGGUUGUCAAGAAAAGAAAGUCUUGUUGCCAGUUUAGAAUUUUUGUUGGUGAAUGUUUUGUGGUUGAUUAUGAAUGAUUGUUGCUAUGGACCUGAAUGCCUCACCAGUCCCUGAAGAAGAUGACGAGACUUUUGAAGGGCAUAUAGAAGAAUACAGUGCACCUGAAGAACGUGUAGAGACUGCAGUUGAUAUAGCACGUCGGGAGCGUGAAGAAAGGCGUAGGAGACUGAAAAGAGACCGCUCAGAUGACAGGCCAAUGCAUGCUUCUCAACCACAUGUAUAUGACUAUCAGUCAUAUCAAACAAAAACCCUUAAAUCGUAUGAUAAAAGUAGGCUGCCCCCUGGUUGGCUGGAUUGUCCUGCAUUUGGUCAAGAAAUAGCUUACAUAAUUCCUUCAAAGGUUCCACUGAGUGAGGCCUAUAAUGAUAGUAUUCCUCCUGGUCGAAGAUACUCAUUUAAACAGGUGGUUCACCAACAAAGGGUUUUAGGAAGAAAACUAGGUCUAGUGAUUGAUUUGACAAAUACUACACGUUACUACUCAACGCAAGAUCUGAAGAAAGAUGCUAUUAAACAUGUGAAGAUUCAGUGCAAAGGCCGGGACUCUGUCCCUGAAAAUUCAUCUGUUAACCAGUUUGUGUAUGAGGUCUUACAAUUUAUAUCUCGUCAGCAACACUCAAAGAAAUACAUUCUUGUCCAUUGUACACAUGGGCACAAUCGUACAGGAUAUAUGAUUGUGCACUACCUUAUGCGAACGCGGUUAAUGUCAGUAACUGAGGCAAUAAAAACUUUUGCGGAAGCACGCCCUCCCGGAAUCUACAAACCAGACUAUAUUGAUGCAUUAUAUACAUUUUAUCAUGAAAGAAGGCCUGAAAUGGUUGUUUGCCCGCCGACUCCAGAAUGGAAGAGAUCUUCUGAUCUUGAUCUUAAUGGUGAAGCAGUGGCAGAUGAUGAUGAUGAUGGAGUUCCAGCUUCUCCUUCGCAUGGGCCACAGGAGUCAGAUGUAGUAAUGACAAAUGAUGAUGUUUUGGGAGAUGAGAUACCAUGGGACCAGCAAGAUGCAUUCCGGCGGUUUUGCUAUCAAACACUUAAGUUACCUGUUGGGGCAAGAGGAAUCACUCAAUUUCCAGGGUCACACCCAGUUUCUCUCAACAGGGAAAACUUACAACUGCUGAGGCAACGCUAUUAUUAUGCCACAUGGAAAGCUGAUGGGACAAGAUAUAUGAUGCUAAUUACUAUGGAUGGGUGCUAUUUGAUUGAUAGGAAUUUUAACUUUAGGAGGGUUCAGAUGAGAUUUCCUUGCAAAUACACAAAUGAAGGUUUAGGUGAGAGGAUUCAUCAUUUUACAUUACUUGAUGGGGAGAUGAUAAUUGAUACAUUACCAGAAUCACAGAAGCAAGAGAGAAGAUACCUUAUCUAUGAUCUGAUGGCUCUUAACAAAGAAUCUGUAAUAGAGCGGCCUUUCUACGAACGGUGGAUGAUGCUUGAGAAAGAAGUCAUUGAACCUCGUAAAUAUGAUCGCAGCCUAUUUAGGGAUUUUUAUAGAUAUGAUUUGGAGCCAUUCAGGGUGAGAAGGAAGAAUUUUUGGUAUCUACCAACCGUUAGCAAAAUUUUGAAGGAUUUCAUUCCAAAGCUAUCACAUGACGCAGAUGGUCUUAUUUUUCAGGGCUGGGAUGAUCCAUAUGUUCCCCGUACUCAUGAAGGCCUUUUAAAGUGGAAAUAUGCCGAGUUGAACUCGGUUGACUUUCUAUUCGAGAUAGGUGAUGACGAUCGUCAGUUACUGUUUCUUUAUGAACGAGGAAAGAAAAAACUGCUGGAAGGAAAUAGGGUUGAAUUUAAAGGUGGUUCAGAUCCAUCUUUCUAUGUGGGGAAAAUUAUUGAGUGUUCUUGGGAUUCUGAAAAACAGAAAUGGUGCUGCAUGCGGAUCAGGACGGAUAAAUCGACUCCAAAUGAUAUCAACACUUACAAGAAGGUCAUGCGAAGCAUAAAGGAUAACAUCACAGAGGAUUUCUUGUUGCAGGAGAUUGAAGAGAUCAUUUGCCUGCCUAUGUAUGCUGAUAGGAUUCAGAAUGACAAUAAAAUGAUUGCAGCUGCUAAAGCGAAUUUAGCGCGGAGAAGGUGAUAAAGAGGGCCGAGCAACAUCCAAAAUUUACUCUCAAGGUUUUUAUUAGAAAAGCUCGGUAUGGAAGUGCACCCUCCCAACUGCCAGUGCAGGUCAAUAAAAGUUAUUUUUACUUUUGAGAUUAGGUUUGUCUCCAGCAUAUAUCAUGGGACGGGUUCACAGAGAUAUUUUGUGUAAUUAACUACGCCUAGCUAAAAAAAAAAAUUUGUAGUGAGUGCGGUGCUGGUGAGUUAUAUAGAUCCAGUUGGUACCCUUGAAUAGUCCUUGUCGUCAGAAUCAGGGCCAAAUUAUUUCGUUAUGAUAGUUAUCCAGAUCAGAUCAGAAUCACAAGUAGGAAUUAGGGUAGCCAUGUAUGUCAAUAUUAUGACUUGUCAUUGCUAAGUUGCCUAAAAUGCCUAUUUUCGCCUUUGUUUUUUUAUUUUUAUUUUUUAUUUUUUCCCUUUCAAUGUGAAUAUAACUUCCAAAAAACCUCGAAUGCCUCUUCUCUA
This is a messenger RNA of Ziziphus jujuba (common jujube), 3062 nucleotides long. RefSeq lists its product as uncharacterized. Gene Ontology annotation, molecular function: ATP binding; protein tyrosine/serine/threonine phosphatase activity; mRNA 5'-triphosphate monophosphatase activity. Gene Ontology annotation, biological process: DNA recombination; 7-methylguanosine mRNA capping; DNA repair. The coding region runs from base 529 to 2574 and encodes 681 amino acids. The transcript has 18 exons. NCBI's taxonomy places the organism in Eukaryota, Viridiplantae, Streptophyta, Magnoliopsida, Rosales, Rhamnaceae. The record is from RefSeq and is a predicted model, not a curated record.